Molecule: messenger RNA, 3522 nt
Organism: Nothobranchius furzeri (turquoise killifish)
Lineage: Eukaryota; Metazoa; Chordata; Actinopteri; Cyprinodontiformes; Nothobranchiidae
Gene: pdia5
Product: protein disulfide isomerase family A, member 5
Biological process (GO): protein folding
Cellular component (GO): endoplasmic reticulum
Molecular function (GO): protein disulfide isomerase activity
Source: RefSeq, a predicted model, not a curated record
AAUAAUCCGUAGAAAUCCGAGUGCGCGUGCGUAUCCAGACGUGGCAACGGCAUCAUGGCUUCCUGGACCCGCUACAGGAGAAGGAUGAGAGAGGAGAAAAUGUUCACGCUGCUUCUGCUGCUGGUGUGCCUGCUGUCGUUGCUGGAAGCUGUGAAGGUCUCACCUCUUAUAGAGAAGGUCAGCGACCACAAAGACUUCAAGAAGCUGCUCAGGACGAGGACCAAUGUUCUGGUGCUCUACACAAAGACAGCCACAUCCGGGGAGUCCCACCUAAAGCUGCUAUCCAGUGUGGCCCAGACGGUAAAAGGCCAGGGCACUAUAGCCUGGGUCAACUGUGGAGACUCCGAGGGACGGAAGCUCUGCAAGAAAGUGAAGGUGGACCCGAGCUCCAAGCAUGGAGGAGCAGAACUCAUGCAUUACAAAGAUGGGACGUUCCACACGGAGUACAACCGACCUGCUACCUUUAAGUCUAUGGUGGCGUUCCUCAAAGACCCAUCAGGACCUCCGCUGUGGGAGGAAAACCCCGAGGCGAAGGAUGUCAUCCACGUCGAAACAGAAAAAGACUUCAGGAAGCUGCUGAAGAAAGAGGAAAGGCCCAUCCUCAUGAUGUUCUACGCUCCCUGGUGCGGGGUUUGCAAGAGAAUGCAGCCCAUUUUUCAGCAGGCGGCUACAGAAACAAAAGGAAAAUAUAUAUUGGCAGGGAUGAAUGUGCACCCAGCUGACUUUGAUGGCCUAAAGCAAGAGUUCAACGUCAAAGGCUACCCCACCUUCUGCUACUUUGAGAAGGGGAAGUUCCUCCAUCACUAUGAGAACUAUGGAGCUACAGCCAAGGAUAUUGCAGACUGGCUGAAGAACCCCCAGCCCCCCCAGCCGAAGACUCCUGAGGUGCCGUGGCCUGAGACGGACUCUGCAGUCUUCCACCUGACCGAUGAAUCCUUCGACGCCUUCCUGGAGAAACACCCUGCAGCCCUGAUCAUGUUCUACGCCCCUUGGUGUGGCCACUGCAAGAAAAUGAAGCCAGAAUAUGACGAAGCUGCUGAAAUACUCAACAAGGCUGCAGAUAGUCCAGGUGUGUUGGCAGCAGUGGAUGCAACGGUACACAAGGCUGUGGGUGAUCGCUUCAAGAUCUCUGGUUUCCCCACUGUUAAGUAUUUUGAGAACGGUGAGGAGAAAUUCACGCUUCCACAACUCCGAACCAAAGAUAAGAUCAUCGAGUUCCUGCACAAUCCUCAGGCUCCUCCACCUCCAGAGCAGUCCUGGGAGGAGAAGCCCUCUAGUGUCAGCCAUCUUGGAUCAGAGGAUUUCAGAGAGGCUCUGAAGAAGAAGAAACAUGCUUUAGUCAUGUUCUACGCUCCAUGGUGUCCUCACUGUAAGAGCGCCAUCCCUCACUUCACCACAGCAGCUGAGCUCUUUAAGGAGGAUCGUAAGAUUGCGUACGCCGCUGUGGACUGCACUAAAGGUCAGAACCAUGAGCUGUGUAAGCAGGAGGGGGUGGAGGGCUACCCAACAUUCAACCACUACAACUAUGGCAAGUUCGUGGAGAAAUACAACGGAGACCGUGGCGAGGUGGGCUUCACGGGAUUCAUGCGCAGCCUGAGAGGCCGUGACCAGGAAAAGGUGGUCAAGAGGAAGGAGGAGCUCUGAGGGUUGGUGGAGGUGCCCUGGGACCCCUGAGCCUGGCAAGGACCAGAUCAGCACUGGACUGGGAGAUUCUGUGACCUCAGUGAAGGCUAUUUUUAUACCAGGAGUCCCGCCGCCCGCUCCGGGACUUCUUUAUUUGAUGGAUGUUCUGAUGACAGACAAGAAGUGUUUUUAUUUUUUUGUUUCCAAUCACUGUGACUGGAUGUCUUAAAGCUACACCGCCCUGUACUGAAUCUAUGCAAUAGUGACCCCUGCUGAGCCCAGUGGGGGUCUGUGUGACCUGACUGGUGGCUAAAGCUAAGGCUGCACCCUUCGUCACCACACUGAAGGUUCUGAUCCGCUCAUAUCAACAUGGCGCCGCCUCUGGAGGAAGUGUGUUGGUUUAGUUUUAGGUACGGUGACUUCAUCCAGCCUCACUUCAUCUAGAACAAAACAUCUGGAGGCCUGGGUGAGCCUCUGCUGUGUCUUUCUGUUCUUGUCUCCAUCAUGCUGGUUUUUACUGCUAGAAAAAUCUUCAAAUGUUUGUUUUUGUUCAAAUCUGUGGCCUUAAAACCUAAAUAUGUCAAAUAUCUCUAAGCCACAGGAAGGCUUAAGCCUGGUGGCAUUUCAGCUCCUUCAUGAUCAGAAACAAAAGCAUGAAUGAAAUCAAAACUGUUUCUCUUCUUUCCAGUCAAAGGAGUAUUUGAUGUGUUUGAUUAUUGUUGAUCCAGAAUGGGAUCUUAUUGUUUUAAACAGUAAUACAACAUGGAGCCACCACCGCAGAACUCCCUCUGCCUCCACGUGCAGCUGGACCUAAUGUCACCUUCAGCUCCAGACGAGCGCCGUCAGAGACUCCAACGAGGCUGCUGAGCCCACUCCGCCUCCUGGAUCCACGGACCUAUCAUGGCUGUUCUUGUUUUAUUGUUCAGGUCUUGGGUUUCUCUCAUUAUCAGUAAGGUUCUCAGGGAUAGUUUAACACAGUUAAAGGGAAUUCAUUCAUCCUCACAUUCCUGCUUUGGUCAAUAAACGUUGACGGUGGAAUCCCUAACUCACGUUAUUUGUCCUUCCUGUUCCGUCUUGAGUCCUAGAUGUCGUCAGAGGUCACUGAAGGGUAAAUGUUUUUAUUUACAGCUGUUUUAAAUGUUCUGGCUGCACUGAACACACAAUUAGAGACGCCCAGAGAAAAAGGAAAGGGAAGAAAUGUGUCCAUGGGUGAUAAUCUAAUUUCUAUUUUCAGAAUAAAAUUGAAAUGUAAAAUACGUUGACGUGAAUCUUGUUCCCCAGAACCCGACUGUUUUUAUUAUCCUUUGCGUGGUUUUACUUCGUAAAUGACCAUAAUAGGUUUCCUUAUAUGUGAGGGGUGGUCUGUGCUCCUGCGACAUUUAACAGUAGAGCUUCCUUCAGCCCUUCACAAUAAGAGUCUGAAACACCUGAAUUUUUUAUUUUAUUUUUUUUUUUCGAAAUAAAAUGUUUAUUAUUGUAGCUCUACAGUAAAACCCAUCCUGCAGCCAUGUUGUAACUGGCUGCGUUCAGACCCAGGUGCAAGCAUUUGUCACCAUAGGGAAUUAUGGGUAUUGUGCGUCUGUGUGCCCCUUUUUGAUCUGAAAACAACUUUAUUGUUAAGUAUUUGACUCUGUCAGCACUAAUGACCCCCGUCACACGGAGGCUUUACACCUUUGGCGUACCCGUCACCACUUUUGUUUUUCUUUGGAGGUUUUCACUCAGACGUCAUACUUUAGUAAUAACGACUCAUCUGUUAUCCCAAAGGAAUCCACGGUGUGUGUUUUUCACACUUUAUGCCAAGAAGUCAUUGUUGCCUUUGUUGUUUUUUCUGUGCCCAGCCAUAUGUACAGUUAUUCCCCUAAGAAGAUCAAAUAAAGCCAAACGUUUCCAACAGAAAAA